AUGGUUGGCUUAUGUCACGAUCUUACUAAGUUGGCUUGCCCACAAGGUUGGAUCGAGAAGGCCCAGGUGCCUUGUGUAGACGAAAUCUUCAAGGAGCGUCUGCAGGGAAUGCUGAUUGAUUUGCAGGCCUCCAUGGAAUCGGAGGACGAGGAUAAGGUCGAUUUUUCGUACCUGGACAAGGGCACGACCAAUUUCCUGCAAUCCCGUCUUUCUUCCUUUUUUCAAAUAAUCGGGAUGACCCAAAAUGUGGAGAGAAGGCGUAAAGCUGGCUUCUGUUUUUGUGGGAAGGAUCAUCAGCUUGCUUGGAAUGCCCUUCUUUGCGUGUUCUGCAGCUCGGAGGAGGAUGCCGUCCCUCGAAAUCUCUUUUUUGAAAAGAUGAUUCGUUACCCUCCUAGCAACAUCAGACCCGCCGAAGCGACGACAGACCAGUACCUUUCGAGUGCCCUCCCGCAGGCGCGUGCAGAUGAACUGUGUCGCUGCCUUCGAAUCCCUUUCUGCGCUCCGUGUGCACGAUCUCCCUGUCUUCGGGUUUGCUAUGGCCGGCUCUCGGGUCUGGGUUCUAAUGGCGUGGAGGUUGUCCCACCUGCGAAGCGUGCUGGCCCUCUUGCUCGGCCUACCGCCAACACCUAUGUCAUGGACCAUAAUCUUGCAUCUUUCGACAUUUCGGUCCCCACUGAGGCUUUGCAGUUCGCUGUCGCACUCUAUCGCAUCAACCAGCAUCAGGAGAAGAUUCUGGACAGCCUGCUUGGUUUGGGCAUAUUUUCGAAGGUGCCGGCUCGAAGGUCGUAA
Molecule: messenger RNA, 789 nt
Organism: Cyclocybe aegerita
Lineage: Eukaryota; Fungi; Basidiomycota; Agaricomycetes; Agaricales; Hemipholiotaceae
Source: the annotation of a GenBank genome assembly